Molecule: messenger RNA, 519 nt
Organism: Penicillium verrucosum
Lineage: Eukaryota; Fungi; Ascomycota; Eurotiomycetes; Eurotiales; Aspergillaceae
Product: transcriptional regulator family: C2H2 zinc finger
Exons: 2
Coding region: 1-519 (172 amino acids)
Source: RefSeq, a predicted model, not a curated record
AUGGAUGGCUUCGGCCUAAGCAUUCCUGCUACAAUCCCUCAAAUUGGGAUGGACCCUAUCACAGGAUGGGUCAGAGACAACGCUUCGCCAGCUGGGGAAGAAAACACGAUGAACAGUUCUUGCAAUGAAUUCGAACACUUUGAUACAAAUGGCCAUCAACAGGGGCAAUUAUCAACCCCAGUAGGAGUUCCUUCAAAAGGUGCAACCUGUGAGGUCAGUCCAAGUGGUGACCGUACGUCGCGUAGGCGUCGCUCUAAACCCAACGCCAAGAGAAGCCUCACCAGUCCUAUCAAAUGUGAUUGGAAAGAUUGCACAAACCCAUGCCUGUUCACCCGUGAUACAUCGUUGUGGCGGCACAUCAAAGAGAAGCACAUAUUCCCUGAUGCAUUCAAAUGUUCUUCUCUGUUGUGCAAUAUGUCAUUUGGCCGAAGGGACAAAUUGAAUGAGCAUUUGCGAUCUGCUCAUGCCGAUGGGGAAGGUCAGGAAGGAAGAUACUGCCGUUCGUGCAAUGCGGUAUGA